Molecule: messenger RNA, 2365 nt
Organism: Thrips palmi
Lineage: Eukaryota; Metazoa; Arthropoda; Insecta; Thysanoptera; Thripidae
Product: protein arginine N-methyltransferase 7-like
Exons: 12
Coding region: 162-2312 (716 amino acids)
Biological process (GO): peptidyl-arginine methylation
Molecular function (GO): protein-arginine N-methyltransferase activity
Source: RefSeq, a predicted model, not a curated record
AACUAUUUAAUUGCGAUUUGUGGAGCACUACGGCGGAAAGCGAUUUUGAACGGAGCGGUCUUUGUUUUCCGGCCGGAAACAAUUUCUGCUACCACCUGUCUGCUCUGCUCCCGAACUCAUGCUCACGAUAUCGUAACUUAGUCCUGUUUUUCAAAGGGUUCAUGCUUAGCCGGUUGGUUUGUGUGUUCAAACCAACACCCCUCCCUCCUCAAGUGCUCUCUAUGGUAAGAGCUAUGAGCGUAUUUUCUAACAAGGUUAAUCCCAUAACAGGGAAAACGGAGUGGGAAAUGCAUGAUGACGAAUACGAUUUUCACCAAGAAAUUGCACGCUCCUCAUAUGCAGACAUGCUACAUGACACUGAGAGAAAUGAGAUGUAUCAAGUCGCCUUAGAAUCUGCCAUUAAACUCAUGCAUCAAAAUGGAAAACCAGCCCAUGUCUUAGACAUUGGAACGGGAACUGGUUUACUGGCUAUGAUGGCAGCCAGAGCAGGAGCUGAUUCUAUUAUUGCUUGUGAGGCUUUUGAACCUGUUGGCAAGUGUGCAAAAGAAAUAAUAAAUUUAAAUGGCUAUGGAAACAAAAUUAAAGUUAUUCCGAAGAGGUCCACUGCCUUGACUGUUGGGCCUAAUUGUGAUUUACCACAUCGAGCUAACAUUCUUGUCACGGAGGUGUUUGAUACAGAGCUCAUAGGAGAGGGCGCUUAUGCAACGUUUAGCCAUGCUCAUAAGGAAUUGCUGGAGAAAGACUGUAUUGUUGUUCCAUCUUCAGCAACUGUUUAUGCUCAAGUUGUGGAAAGUGAAUUGGUUUCAAGGUGGCACAAUAUGAAACCACUAAAAAAUGGACCUGAUAAUAUUAUUCUCACACCCCCAGAAGUCAUGCAGUGUAAGGGUGCAGCUGCUGUUCAUGACAUCCAAUUAAGUCAAUUGUCUCCUCAUUUAUUUAAAACUAUUUUGCCUCCAGUACCAGUUUUUAGAUUUGAUUAUUCAGGACGCAGCCCAGUUGUGAAAGAAAGAUCAACUGUGCAGGUCCUCAAGGCUGCUUCUGAUGGUAUUGCUCAAGCAGUUUUUAUGUGGUGGGAUUUAACCAUGGACACCAAGGGCGAGGUGGUCCUCAGUUGUGCUCCAUUCUGGGCCCAUCCAUCCAAAGCCAAAUCUCCCAAUGACAUUCCCUGGAGGGAUCAUUGGAUGCAAGCUGUGUAUUAUUUACCAACACCUGUAACUGCAAAGACAGGGCAAGAAUUGACUCUUAUCAGUUCACAUGAUGAAUAUUCACUUUGGUUCAAUUUGGCUUUGGACUUGAAGUUAAAGGAGGAAGACUACAAGUCUCCUGUGUGCAGCUGUAGUAUUCAUGCUGUUCUUAGCCGCAGCAGAAUAGGUCAGAUAAAUGAUGAGGAACGCACUCAAAAAUACAUCAAGGCAAUGCAGUCUGUUAUAAAUGAAGAUAGUGUCUGUUUAAGCGUUGGAGAUUCAUUUGUUAUUGCCUUAGCUGCAGCUAAACUAGGUGCCAAAAAGGUACUCUGCAUUGAGAGCUGUUCUCUUACACGGAGAAUCAUCGAAGGCUAUGUUGUACAUAACAACCUAAAAGACCAGGUCAACGUUUUUGAUGAAGCAGCAUUAACUACUGAUAAAAUAUUGGAAAAAAUUGAUGACAAGGUAAAUGUUGUUUUAAGUGAGCCAUAUCAAAUGACAAGUAUUUUACCAUGGGAAAACUUGCAUUUCUGGUACAAAAAAACUGAAAUGCUUUCAAAAAUUCAUGAAAAUUGUGUUACUUUACCUUGCCAAGGUCUGUUGUAUGGAAUGGCAGUUGAUUUUAAAGAUUUGUGGAAAAUAAGAGCUCCUCUUAAAAAUGUGCAAGGAUUUGAAAUGAAAUGUUUUGAUUCUCUCAUUGAUGUGGCAAGCAACAGAGUUGAUUGUAAAUGGGAAGCACAGCCCCUGUGGGAGUACCCAUGCAAAGCUUUAUCAAAGCCAACUAAGUUGCUGGAGCUCAACUUCAAUGCCAAUAUUCCUCAGAAGCAGAUAGAAUACACCGGCUCACUAGAUAUCAUGGGAUUGGGUCAAUGCAAUGGUGUGGCACUAUGGGUUGAUUGGGUCUUGGAUGAAGAAGCCCAGAAUGUUAUUUCAACAGGUCCAACAGAAGAAGUACAAAUUGGGCAUCAGGUAAACUGGAAUUUACAUUCACGUCAAGGUGUGUAUUUAUUCCCUGAAGCAAUCGCUCAGGUUCCAAACUUGACAUUCACUACAGUUUUUAAUCCCACAAGUGGCGUUAUCUCAUUUGAUUUCAAGCCAGUUGAGGUGAAAGUUUUGCAGACAGCAUAGUUAAUUUGUUAUAAAAAUGGAUCAAAAAUUAUAUAAAGUAAUUGUAUUUUUUA